This is a messenger RNA of Penicillium verhagenii, 960 nucleotides long. Its product is annotated as OST3/OST6 family protein. The transcript is spliced from 4 exons. Lineage: Eukaryota; Fungi; Ascomycota; Eurotiomycetes; Eurotiales; Aspergillaceae. The record is from RefSeq and is a predicted model, not a curated record. Gene Ontology annotation, cellular component: oligosaccharyltransferase complex. Bases 1 to 960 code for a protein of 319 amino acids.
AUGAAGCCUUGGACAAUCAUCUUUUUGUUUUUCUCGGUGCUUUCCGGCGUCUUUGCCGCAAAGUCUACCCCCGAUAAGUUCCAAAAAUACAACUCACUCUCUCGUUCUGGGCCCGUUGAUUUGGAUACCUCCUCGUUCGAGGAUCUGACAACAGCUCCCCGCGAUUACUAUGCUGCCGUCAUUCUGACGGCUAUGGAUGCACGCUACGGCUGUCUGAUGUGUCGGGAAUUUGAUGCGGAAUGGGAUCUUAUCUCUCGGAGCUGGAACAAAGGCUCCAAGCUUGAUGGAUUGAAGGUAGUUUUCGGUACUCUGGAUUUCGACCAGGGGAAAACUGUUUUCCAAAAGUACAUGCUUCAGACUGCACCGGUUCUUCUCCUCUUUCCCCCACGGUUGGACCUUUUGCCAAAGUGGAAGCAGAGCCGCCCGAUCUCCGCCGACCAACUCUACGCAUGGAUCGGUCGUCACCUGCCUGAUGGACCUAAGCCUGCCUUGGUUCGACCUGUCAACUAUAUGCGUAUUGUCUCUGGCAUUACCAUUCUGAUGGGCGCUGUCACUUUGCUUACGGUGAUCUACCCAUAUAUACUGCCCAUUAUUCAGAACCGGAAUCUCUGGGCCGCUGUCAGUCUGAUUGCCGUUCUUCUGUUCACCAGUGGUCAGAUGUUCAAUCACAUUCGGAAGGUACCCUAUGUUGCCGGUGAUGGCCGGGGUGGAAUCAGCUAUUUUGCUGGAGGCUUUCAAAAUCAAUUUGGCAUGGAGACCCAGAUUGUGGCUGCUAUCUAUGCUAUUCUCUCGUUUGCGACCAUUGCGCUUGCGCUGAAGGUGCCCCGAAUGGAGGAUGUUAAGGGCCAGCAAUUGGCCGUGUUGAUCUGGGGAGGCAUUCUCUUUGGGACAUACAGUCUUCUCCUCAGUGUGUUCAAGACCAAGAACGGAGGUUAUCCCUUUUACCUUCCUCCGUUCUAG